Triticum dicoccoides is the source of this 901-nucleotide messenger RNA. RefSeq names its product serine/threonine-protein phosphatase 6 regulatory ankyrin repeat subunit B-like. The transcript is spliced from 9 exons. Gene Ontology annotation, molecular function: protein binding. The coding region runs from base 1 to 888 and encodes 295 amino acids. NCBI's taxonomy places the organism in Eukaryota, Viridiplantae, Streptophyta, Magnoliopsida, Poales, Poaceae. The record is from RefSeq and is a predicted model, not a curated record.
AUGGCUUGGAGGUGUGAAAUAGUAAAGUUGCUGCUUGCUAGAGGAGCCGACGUUAACGGCAGCUCAGAACACGGGACACCACUCCAUCUUGCUGCUGUUAAAGGGCAUGAGAGCACUGUGGAGGUUCUGUUGGAACACCAUGCAGAUGUCAACAAGGUUGUGCCUUCUAAUCUAGUAACACCUCUAAAGGCCGCAUUGCUUUGUGCUUCCACGCCUUGUGUGAAGUUAUUGGUUCAGGCUGGAGCUGAUGUGAAUGAUGUCAAUAAUUGCUUGGCAAGAGCUGCAAGCGAAGGCUUGACUGAAUGUGUUAAGUGCUUGCUGGAGGCUGGUGCAGACCCAAAUCGUCCUGAUGAGUGUGGUAGAUUCCCGAUAGAGUUAGCUGCUGUGUAUGGUACAAGGGAAGACGUUGAACUUCUGUUUCCUGUCACCUCCCCAAUCUCAACUGUGGCAGACUGGAGCACUGAUGGGAUAAUUAAUCAUGCCAAACUGGAGAGGAUGCAGCUGCAGGAUGAGGAUGUUCUUAACACAAGGAAGUCUGACCUGAAACGAAAAGGGGAUGAAGCAUUUGAAAAGCAGGAUUACACAAGUGCAUCAGAGUUCUACACACAGGCGCUGAAAGUUGAUCCAUCUGAUGGCAAGAUGCUGGCGAGCAGGAGCCGCUGCUGGCUUCAGCUUGGCGACGGACAGAAGGCUUUGGAGGAUGCAACCAGGUGCAAGAGGAGGUGCCCGGAGUGGGCGGAGGCGCGCCUUUGCCGAGGACAGGCUCUGAUGCUUCUAAAGGACUAUGAGAAAGCUUGCGAGGAGCUGUCGGGCGGCGUGGAGCUGGACCCUCAGAACGAUGAGAUGGACAAAUUGUUCUGGGAGGCGAUGGAACUGAAGAAGAAGUGAUGCCCGCCCGCGC